This is a messenger RNA of Rodentolepis nana, 327 nucleotides long. NCBI's taxonomy places the organism in Eukaryota, Metazoa, Platyhelminthes, Cestoda, Cyclophyllidea, Hymenolepididae. The record is from the annotation of a GenBank genome assembly.
AUGAGAAGAGAACAGUCCCUUAUUGAGCACGAGAAGGAAGAUGAUGGAGGAAGAAUUUUGUCCCUAACUGAAUUACUACAACUAGGUAUGUUUGAAGGAAAACGCAUGUUUGAACCUCCGAGGUGCAAUGAAACAGUGGAAAUCCAGCAAAGAGAAACCAGCAUUCCUGAACCCGUAUUCACGCUCUUCGCCUUCCUUGCAAGGCAAGGUGUAUACAUUAGUGAUCUCUUUCGACGGCCAGGCAAUAUCAGCCAAAUGAAUGUAAGAUUUUCUUCAAUUCAAUUUGUUUUUAUGAUAAAUCAUUUUUUAUACUUUUAUAAUAUAUAA